Molecule: messenger RNA, 1511 nt
Organism: Amaranthus tricolor (Joseph's coat)
Lineage: Eukaryota; Viridiplantae; Streptophyta; Magnoliopsida; Caryophyllales; Amaranthaceae
Exons: 6
Coding region: 59-1051 (330 amino acids)
Cellular component (GO): chloroplast envelope; chloroplast thylakoid membrane
Source: RefSeq, a predicted model, not a curated record
AACCCCGUCCUCGAGACUCGAGAGUAAGGGUGAAGCGGAGUUGCGAAAAGGGGCGAAAAUGCAGUGCACAAGCUCAGCCUCAACAUGGUCUCUAUCACCAUCGACUUCUUACCAUUAUCAAAAUCAACGCUUGUUAACAUCCAGAAAGCCGCCGUUUGUGUCGGUUAGCCCUUUUUUCCAGCUUCCUUCUCCUGGAUUACCCAUUUCAAUAUCAUUACGGGUCAGGGUCAGGGCAUUUGAUAAAACAGAGAAUGAGAAUAAGAAGAAAUCUGAAGAAGUAGAAGUAGAAGAAGAAGAAGAAGAAGUUCCAUGGAUACAAGAGAAAGCUUUGGACUUGGUUGAAUUUAGUGGUUCAGUUACACAGGCUAUUCCUGGACCAAGAGUUGGGCAAACCUCUUUGCCUUGGUUUCUUGCUGUGCCUUUAGCUUAUCUUGGUAUAACUUUUGUUUUAAGUUUUAUCAAGGUUCUUAAAAAGAUGAAUUCCCCUAGACAACGCCGCCGUAAUUUGAUUAACAAAAAUGCUUCAUUGAACAAGACAAUUGAUGAACUCUUUGAGAAAGGCAGAGAUACAAUUCAAUAUUCAGCUUUGGAGGAUAUUCAGAAGAAGACAGGUUUUUCCAUGGAGGAUAUUGUGAGGAAGUACAUACGUUAUGCAUUGAAUGAUAAACCAUUCAACGGAGACACAGUUGCAGACUUAAUUCAACUAAGGAAAGCCUCAAUGUUGACUGAUUCCCAGGUUGCUGAAGUUUUAAAUGAGAUAUCAAGACGAAUUGUGAAGGACAAAGGCCCUGUUGUCAUGGACGCUUCAGGUUAUACUGAAAGGGGUUUUAAGAGAAAGCUAGCAGUACAAGCACUUUUUGGAAAGGUUUUCUAUUUAUCUGAGCUUCCGGAGUUCUGUUCAAGGGACGGCUCUUUAAUUGUGAAGGAAAUCUUUGGAGUUACAGAUGAAGACGCAGACACGCUACGUAUACACACACUCUCUCAAUCUGGAGACAUGGAAGCUCUUGAAAAGAUGAUUGGAUCUGAUUCAGAAGUUGAUGUUGAUACUUAAAACAUAAAUGAAUCUGCUCGACCUGCAUUUUGAUUUCAUACUACAGCGCUGUCACAAUUUUGCGGUUCCUUUCUCUUUUUUUAUGAUCAAUUUUAGCUAUCAGGUUGAGUAGUUUGAUUUUUGUUUUGUUUGAAGGAGUUACUUCUGCCCCCAUUAUCUUUCCUUGUUAUUUCAUUCUAGGUCACUGCCAAUUUGGCCCCUUUGUGGUUGUAACUUGUUAAAUACUAGUUGAUGUGCAGGCAACUUAUGCAUGCACCUCGGCCUUCAAGAUAUAAGUGUUUGUCUAAUUAAGUUUAACAGUUGAUAAUGGAGGCAAAGUAAAUGAUUAGUGUACGAUGGGCGAUAAGGCAAUUAGGAAGAGCAUAUGUAAUAGAAUAAUCUAUUAAAAAUAACCUUGAAAUUUAGGUAAUUUGUAAAUUAUAGCCGUAAAUUUUAAAAUAUCAUUAAAAUUUGGUCAUCA